UUCCCAUUUUGCCUAGAUCUGAAAUUGUUUGCUUUCUUAUUCCGCUCCAUCUCCAUGAGGCACUCCAAUAUUUUAGUACUUGUCGUCCUGACAAUUGCUACACUGUUGGUUGGAGCAUCCAAUGUGGUGAAGCGUGAUACUGCACGGCAGUAUUAUGUUUUACGGUUCCCUUCCUCACGCAGUAAUGACAACUCCGACGUUGCGGCUGCCAAAGAUAUUGCUACCCACCUUCAGGUGCAAUACGAAGGUCCAGUAGGAGAAUUACGCAAUUACUUUCUGGUCAGCACGCCAAUCCAGACCAACAAUUCAUCCAAACGAUCGCUGGAAAAUGACGACGAUAUCGUGGCAGCCUUCCAUGGCCACAAGAAAGCUCGCCGUUUCAACAAAAGGGAUGAUGCUUGGAUGCGAGUCCAAAGCAUUGAGAAACAAGUGCCUAGACAGCGAAUCAAACGAAGCGUUAUUCCACUGGAAGCGAGAGCCCCUGUCAAAUCGCAAGGUCAACUGUUAUUGGAGGAAACGCGAAAGCAGUUACACAUAAAGGAUCCAGGUUUUUCUCAGCAGUGGCAUCUGAUCAAUCAGGAAUAUGCAGGAAAAGAUAUCAAUGUUACCGGCGUAUGGAGUCAGGGUAUCACUGGCAACGGAUCUGUUGUGGCUAUUUUGGACGAUGGCCUGGACUUUGAAAAUGACGAUUUGAAAGAUAACUUUUAUGCACCCGGUUCUUAUGAUUUCAAUCUCCAUGUGGAUCUCCCAAAGCCGAUGCUCUGGGAUGAUAAUCACGGUACUCGAUGUGCUGGCCAAAUAGCCGCUGUGAAGAAUGAUGUGUGCGGUAUCGGUAUUGCUUAUGAUGCCAAGGUUGCUGGUAUCCGCAUUCUUUCCGGUGAGAUAACAGAUGUAGAUGAGGCAGCCGCGCUCAAUUACAAGUAUCAAGAGAAUGAUAUUUAUUCAUGUUCGUGGGGUCCUCCUGAUAACGGUGAAACGAUGGAGGCACCGGUCGGUAUUUUGGCGGAUGCCUUCAAGAACGGCAUUGAGAAUGGUCGCGAUGGAAAGGGGUCCAUUUACGUUUUCGCAACCGGUAACGGAGCAAUGUCAGGAGAUAACUGCAACUUUGAUGGCUAUACCAAUAGCAUUUAUACUAUUACUGUGGGAGCCAUUGACUAUUCCGAUGCGCAUCCUCCUUAUUCCGAGAGUUGCUCAGCCCAGCUUGUCGUGACGUACUCAAGUGGUGGAGGCCAUUUUAUCUACACUACCAAUGUUGGUAGCAAUGUAUGCUCCGAUCAUCACGGCGGGACUUCGGCAGCUGCGCCCAACGCUGCGGGUGUGUUCGCUCUGGUCUUGUCUGUGCGACCUGAUUUAACAUGGCGCGAUCUUCAGCAUCUUUGUGUCCAGACCGCUAUCCCGGUUAGUCUACAAGACGAGGACUGGAAGCGAUUACCGUCUGGGCGACUGUACAAUCACAAAUUUGGCUACGGUAAAUUAGACGCUUAUGCUAUCAUCGAGGCGGCAAAGACAUUCAAAAAUGUCAAUAAGCAAACGUACCUGGAAGUGCCUAUCGUUAUGAACAGGACGAGUAUUCCGGAUUCGACAGAUCGAAAGACAAAGAUUCCUUUGCGUAGCACAGUGGAAGUAACCGAGGAGAUGAUCAAGGCAGCCGGUCUGCUUCGUCUAGAGCAUAUUACCGCCACCGUCAAUAUCGAUCACAGGUGUCGCGGCAAUGUGGUGGUGAACCUGGAAAGUCCCAACAAAGUAACGUCCGAGUUAGCCACCGCUCGCGGUAACGAUAGAAGUACAAGCGGCAUGAACAACUGGAAGUUCAUGUCUGUAAAGCAUUGGGAAGAAAAUCCUGUUGGAAAGUGGUCUUUACUUGUCUAUGACGUUGGCAAUCCCGAGGCAACGGGUAGUUUAUUGAAUUGGACUUUGACUCUGUUUGGUGAAAUGGAUCCUGCAGCGGACGAAGCGACGUUGAUUCAUCAUCCAGUAGCCAAUCAUGAUACGAAGCACGAUCACAGUACAUCCAUUGUUAUUCCGAAACCGACAAGUUCUAGUCUCUCUUCUGCAGACACGUAUAUACCACCGCGACCCACUCGCGUUAAACCGAAACCAGCCAGCACCACCACCACUACCACUGCCACUACCAAGCAUCGUUCUACUGUCUCCGUCACCGCCACACAAAGCCAUUCAUCCAAUAGACCUGCGGCAGACGAAGCAUCCAUCACACCGAGCGGACAGCCAAUCUCAGAAAAUAAAUCAGGUAUUAGCAGCACAAUCGCCUAUGGCUUGGUGGGAUCCGCCGCUAUUCUUAGUCUGGCUGGUAUCAUGUAUCUGGGAAAGCGUAAAGGAUGGCGCAAUUCCGCAUUCUCGAUUGCGGAUAGUCCAGGAUACCGUCGUUCUCCAGACGCAACGGCUGAUGAUUACGAAUUUAGCUUUCUCGGCGAUGAUGAAGACGAGGACGAAGAAGACGAAAGAGUUCAUAGUGAUGGACAGCCUCUUUUGCAUGAUAAGCCCGCUCAUACCCAGCAUUCAUAGAUAAAUGAUAACUUAUUUGUUUUUAGAAAUAAAGCAUUCUAAACUUUCACGAAGAUGUA
Radiomyces spectabilis is the source of this 2582-nucleotide messenger RNA. RefSeq names its product peptidase S8/S53 domain-containing protein. Gene Ontology annotation, molecular function: serine-type endopeptidase activity. The coding region runs from base 55 to 2523 and encodes 822 amino acids. Lineage: Eukaryota; Fungi; Mucoromycota; Mucoromycetes; Mucorales; Radiomycetaceae. Gene Ontology annotation, cellular component: trans-Golgi network; Golgi membrane. Gene Ontology annotation, biological process: protein processing. The record is from RefSeq and is a predicted model, not a curated record. The transcript is spliced from 6 exons.